This is a messenger RNA of Cynocephalus volans (Philippine flying lemur), 1674 nucleotides long. It is a transcript of the gene HNF1B, whose product is annotated as HNF1 homeobox B. The record is from RefSeq and is a predicted model, not a curated record. Lineage: Eukaryota; Metazoa; Chordata; Mammalia; Dermoptera; Cynocephalidae. The transcript is spliced from 9 exons. Gene Ontology annotation, biological process: liver development; regulation of transcription by RNA polymerase II; pancreas development. Gene Ontology annotation, molecular function: RNA polymerase II cis-regulatory region sequence-specific DNA binding; DNA-binding transcription factor activity, RNA polymerase II-specific. Gene Ontology annotation, cellular component: nucleus. Bases 1 to 1674 code for a protein of 557 amino acids.
AUGGUGUCCAAGCUCACGUCGCUCCAGCAAGAACUCCUGAGCGCCCUGCUGAGCUCCGGAGUCACCAAGGAGGUGCUGGUCCAGGCCUUGGAGGAGUUGCUGCCGUCCCCAAACUUCGGGGUGAAGCUGGAGACGCUGCCCCUGUCUCCCGGGAGCGGGGCCGAGCCCGACACCAAGCCAGUCUUCCAUACUCUCACCAACGGCCACGCCAAGGGCCGCUUGUCUGGGGACGAGGGCUCCGAGGACGGCGACGACUAUGACACUCCUCCCAUCCUCAAGGAGCUGCAGGCGCUCAACACCGAGGAGGCGGCAGAGCAGAGGGCCGAGGUGGACCGGAUGCUCAGCGAGGACCCUUGGAGGGCUGCCAAAAUGAUCAAGGGCUACAUGCAGCAACACAACAUCCCCCAGAGGGAGGUGGUCGAUGUCACAGGCCUGAACCAGUCACACCUCUCCCAGCACCUGAACAAGGGCACCCCGAUGAAGACCCAGAAGCGCGCCGCCCUGUAUACCUGGUACGUCAGAAAGCAACGGGAGAUCCUCCGACAAUUCAACCAGACAGUCCAGAGUUCUGGAAAUAUGACAGACAAAAGCAGUCAGGAUCAGCUGCUAUUUCUCUUUCCAGAGUUCAGUCAACAGAGCCAGGGGCCUGGGCAGUCCGAUGACGCCUGCUCUGAGCCCACCAACAAGAAGAUGCGCCGCAACCGGUUCAAAUGGGGGCCCGCAUCCCAGCAAAUCUUGUACCAGGCCUACGACCGGCAAAAGAACCCCAGCAAGGAAGAGAGGGAGGCCUUAGUGGAGGAGUGCAACAGGGCAGAAUGUUUGCAGCGAGGAGUGUCCCCCUCCAAGGCCCACGGCUUGGGCUCCAACUUGGUCACGGAGGUGCGUGUCUACAACUGGUUUGCAAACCGCAGGAAAGAGGAGGCAUUCCGGCAGAAGCUGGCCAUGGACGCCUAUAGCUCCAGCCAGACCCACAGCCUGAACCCCCUGCUCUCCCAUGGCUCCCCCCACCACCAGCCCAGCACCUCUCCUCCAAACAAGCUGUCAGGAGUGCGCUACAGCCAGCAGGGAAACAAUGAGGUCACUUCCUCCUCAACAAUCAGUCACCACGGCAACAGCGCCCUGGUGACCAGCCAGUCAGUUUUACAGCAAGUCUCUCCGGCCAGCCUGGACCCUGGCCACAAUCUCCUCUCACCUGAUGGUAAAAUGAUCUCAGUCUCAGGAGGAGGUUUGCCCCCUGUCAGCACCUUGACGAAUAUCCACAGCCUCUCCCACCAUAAUCCCCAGCAAUCUCAAAACCUCAUCAUGACCCCGCUCUCUGGCGUCAUGGCCAUUGCACAAAGCCUCAACACCUCCCAAGCACAGAGCGUCCCAGUCAUCAACAGUGUGGCCGGCAGCCUUGCAGCCCUACAGCCUGUCCAAUUCUCCCAGCAGCUGCACAGCCCUCACCAGCAGCCCCUCAUGCAGCAGAGCCCGGGCAGUCACAUGGCCCAGCAGCCCUUCAUGGCUGCUGUGACUCAGCUACAGAACUCACACAUGUAUGCACACAAGCAGGAACCCCCCCAGUAUUCCCACACCUCCCGGUUUCCAUCUGCGAUGGUGGUCACAGAUACCAGCAGCAUCAGUACACUCACCAACAUGUCUUCCAGUAAACAGUGUCCUCUGCAAGCCUGGUGA